AUGGAAAACACAUGACUCUCCCUCUCGGCCUCUCGUCACAGAAAAUAAUUGUUCUUUCUUGUUUGCAACUUGCAAGUUAUCUUAUCGAGUCACCGGUUGGUUUUGAUCGGCUACCAAGUAUCGAUUAAUUGAACUAAUUCGGACUCGGGAAUCUUCGCAACCGACAGUUAUCUUCUAUUCAGUUCCUAAUGCAAACUGCGUGUCGCUUCACCUCCUCCAUUCUUCUUCCUGUCAUCAGCAGAAAUUUCAACAAGUCUAUCCACUUAUCUGCCAUCAUGCCCAUUAAGGUUGGAGAUAAACUUCCCAGUGUCGACCUGUUUGAAGGGACCCCGGCUAACAAGGUCAACAUUAGCGACGCGACAAAGGGAAAGAAGGUGAUCAUCUUCGGUGUUCCUGGAAGUUUUACUCCAGGAUGCUCCAAGACCCAUUUACCAGGAUAUGUCCAGCAAGUCGAAGAAAUCCGAGGGAAGGGUAUAAGCGAUAUCAUUUGCGUCUCUGUUAACGACCCGUUCGUUCAUUCCGCCUGGGGUGAUGCACACAAGGCAGAGGGGAAAGUUCAAAUGUUAGCUGAUCCUCGUGCAGAGUUCACCAAAGCAAUUGAACUAGACAUUGACUUGACUGGCGUUUUGGGAACGGUUCGCUCCAAACGGUACGCCAUGCUUGUCGACGAUGGGGUGGUGAAGGCACUAGAAGUUGAGCCGGAUGGGACUGGCCUCACUUGUUCAGUCUCCAAUAGCUUCAUCAAAAAGUUGUAAACGGUCAACGUCAAGAUGUUUCAGAGCGACUUGUCAUCCUCUCGCUUGAUGUGGAAUACUAGAAAUCUUGUCUUACUUAUAAAAUCCAACUGAUAGAAGGAAUAAUAUUAAUAAAAUUGUUAGGACUAUUAAUAAUAGAGAAAAUA
Folsomia candida is the source of this 901-nucleotide messenger RNA. RefSeq names its product peroxiredoxin-5, mitochondrial (gene Prx5). Bases 189 to 755 code for a protein of 188 amino acids. Gene Ontology annotation, cellular component: cytoplasm; peroxisome; mitochondrion. The transcript has 4 exons. Gene Ontology annotation, molecular function: thioredoxin peroxidase activity. The record is from RefSeq and is a predicted model, not a curated record. Gene Ontology annotation, biological process: cell redox homeostasis; hydrogen peroxide catabolic process; cellular response to oxidative stress. NCBI's taxonomy places the organism in Eukaryota, Metazoa, Arthropoda, Collembola, Entomobryomorpha, Isotomidae.